GGAGGGUGAAACGUUAAAAAUAAUAAUAAUAAUAAUAAAUGAAAAUGGAUAUGGUGGCAGAGUUGGGGGCGAGUAGACACUAUCGGGCGCCGGGUGAACCGAGCCACCAGCAGCCUCAAAGGUGGUUCAAUACGGCUGACAUCACAGCGUCUCACCAAAGCAGCCUGCUGAAGCAGCUCAACCAGCAGCGCCACCAGGAGCUCUUCUGUGACUGCAGUGUUCUGGUGGAAGGUCAGCUCUUCAGGGCCCACCGGAACGUCUUGUUCGCCAGCAGCGGGUACUUCCGCAUGUUGCUGACCCAGGGGCCCGACGGGCUGCCCGACACCGUCAACGCCACCUUUGACGUCUUCAGCCCAGAGACAUUUACUGUCAUCCUGGACUUUAUCUACUCCGGCCAGCUGGACCUCUCCAGCCACAAUGUGAUUGAAAUCAUGUCUGCAGCCAGCUACCUGCAGAUGAACAGUGUCAUCAACUACUGUAAGAACUUCAUCAAGUCCUCCUUGGACAUCAGCGUGAAAGACGAGGACAGCGACCGCUGCCUCAGCUUGUCGGAGACGUGCUCGUUCACCAGUGGAGCAGGGGACGAGUCCACAGAGCACCAGCAGCAAGGCCCCCGCUCUGUGAGCCCGCCACCAGCCCUCUGGACCCGCGACAACUCCAGAUCCCAGUCUGGGUUUAUGGGGAAAGACGGGGAACAGGAAGCGUCUGCCGCUGCCAUUAAGACCAAUCCAAGCAGCCCAGUCAAUGAYUUUAAUGCAGAGGUAGAUGACCUGCAGGACCCUCAGGACCCUCUGUACACAUUGCCUGGAUCAGAGCGCCGGCGUGCACGAGCGGGGGCCAACAAGAGGAGGGCGUCCGUCAGCACUCGCUCCAGCCAGCACGAGGACCUGGACAUCCAGGAGGCGAGAACUCAAAAGGCCGAAAAGGCAGAGGAGCUUUAUGCCACACUACCACCGAUYGUUGGCGUCAUUAGCCACUUUAAUAAAGAUUCCAACCCAAUUAUGCGUUUCAAAUGCCCCUUUUGCACACACACGGUGAAGAGGAAGGCUGACCUGAAGCGUCACCUGCGCUGUCACACGGGGGAGAGGCCGUAUCCGUGUCAGGCCUGCAACAAGCGCUUUACCCGCCUGGAGCAUCUCCGCAGCCACUUUGAGACGAUCCAUCAAGCCAGGAAGCUGGUGUGCAGGAAGUGCAAAUGUCAGGUGACAGAAGAGACUGGCCAUGUGGUUUGUGAGGGCACGCGCCGCUACCGCAUGUGCACCACCUGCAUCCAGGAAGUAGGCUGUGACGACGUCCCCAUGGACGGUCUGCAGGCGUCCAGCGAGGAGCCAGCUCUGCUACUGGGCGUGGACGGUGAGGAGGAGGGGGACACCAAGAGGAACUGGAUGGUGAACGAUGACGAUGACCUGGCUGAGGACUCGGGGGCGGACCUCAUCAUCCAGCAGGUGGAUGACAGCGAUGAGGAGCUGCCGUGAAACAGGACCAAAGUGUGUGCAGACAAAAAAGCCACGCGAGAGAAUUUAGAACUUGUGCAUAAACUUUGUGGUCCAGUGGUGUAAAUACACACGUCUGUGUUGUAUUAGGAGUCAGUUAGUUAAACACGACUAUUAUUUCAUUUCAGUAAGACGGUGGUGAGGAUGAAAGCUUUUUGAACGUCUUGCUGAAUAUAUGCAGUAUUCAAAGCAUGCAUAAUAUGUGUUUAUUUUGGUUCUGUGGGAGUUGAAUUAUAAUCUUUUCAGUAAGUAUUUAUAUGCAUGAAAAGCAAAACAUAUCUGCAGCGUUUUUUGGACUUUUUCUAGUAAUUUAAGACACAUAGCAUCUCAGACUGAAUUAUGGCUCAGUAAUUCAUUUAAAAUGAGAAAAUCUCCCAAGACACAUAUGUAAUUUUUAUAUUAUUAUUAUUUUGCUUUUAAGUUGUUGCUUGACCCUUAUAUGCACCAUGACACAAAUUAUUAUUUAUUCGUCUUUAAUUUUGUCAUAUUAAAGAUAUUUUUGUAUUUG
Molecule: messenger RNA, 2001 nt
Organism: Austrofundulus limnaeus
Lineage: Eukaryota; Metazoa; Chordata; Actinopteri; Cyprinodontiformes; Rivulidae
Gene: zbtb8a
Product: zinc finger and BTB domain containing 8A
Exons: 4
Coding region: 39-1475 (478 amino acids)
Biological process (GO): regulation of transcription by RNA polymerase II
Molecular function (GO): protein binding; RNA polymerase II cis-regulatory region sequence-specific DNA binding; DNA-binding transcription factor activity, RNA polymerase II-specific
Source: RefSeq, a predicted model, not a curated record